This is a messenger RNA of Sinocyclocheilus anshuiensis, 306 nucleotides long. RefSeq names its product WNT1-inducible-signaling pathway protein 3-like. The transcript has 2 exons. NCBI's taxonomy places the organism in Eukaryota, Metazoa, Chordata, Actinopteri, Cypriniformes, Cyprinidae. The record is from RefSeq and is a predicted model, not a curated record. Bases 1 to 306 code for a protein of 101 amino acids.
AUGGGGGUUGGUUGUGACCUGAAUGGGGCUCACUAUGAUAACGGACAGGCCUUCCAGCCCAGCCCACUCUACAAGUGCACUUGCAUUGCUGGAGCCAUCGGCUGCACUCCUGCCUUCAUCCAAAAGCCAACUGGAAUGUUGAGUCCCGCAGCUCUCCAGGGCAGCUUGCCAGCAGGACUCAAGAGUAAUCAAAGCCCCAAACACCAGCAGGACACCACCUACAGGACCAUGUCAGGUGAGUGUGGUUUACUUACAUCAGCAGAAAACAAAAAUAAUUUCAGAGGUGAAGAGGGUCAUUACAUUUGA